Molecule: messenger RNA, 1620 nt
Organism: Erpetoichthys calabaricus (reedfish)
Lineage: Eukaryota; Metazoa; Chordata; Cladistia; Polypteriformes; Polypteridae
Product: trace amine-associated receptor 8b-like
Exons: 2
Coding region: 28-1020 (330 amino acids)
Biological process (GO): G protein-coupled receptor signaling pathway
Cellular component (GO): membrane
Molecular function (GO): trace-amine receptor activity
Source: RefSeq, a predicted model, not a curated record
AAACGUGGCACUGCUGAGGGAACUAAAAUGGAAUUUAAGAAGCCACAACUUGGUUGCUGCUUUCCUAAUAAUAAUGCAUCUUGUUACAAAUUAAUUUAUGAAACAGAUGUCUAUGUAUGCCUUUAUAUUUUCUCUGUUCUUUUGAACUCAGUCACUAUCUGUGGAAAUCUUUUGGUUGUCAUUUCUAUUUCUCAUUUCGUGCAGCUCCACACACCGACUAAUUUUCUGCUCCUUUCACUUGCAGCAGCUGAUUUCUUGGUAGGUUUGUUUGUGUUGCCCUUUUCUUUGGUUUUACAAAUUGAAACCUGCUGGUAUUUUGGGGUCAUUUACUGUUAUGUGUAUGUGGCACUUGCUAAUAUCUUUGAUGUGGCCAUUGUUACUCAUUUGGUGUUAAUAUCAAUUGAUCGUUACAUUGCUGUUUGUAAUCCAUUCUUUUACAGCUCAAACAUAACUCACAAUAUCACAAAUGUCAGCAUUGUAGUGAUGUGGUUGUAUUCAUUUAUAUUUACAUUUACUUUUGUAUAUUUUAGUUAUAUCGAAACAGGGAAAUGUGAACAAUACUGUGUAUUUUAUGGAUAUGAGUAUUCAGCUUUUGUUUUUUUACUUUUUCUUUUUAUAAUCCCAUAUUUAGUAAUGAUAUGUGCAUAUACAAGAAUAUUUAUAGUUGCUAAAAAGCAUUCUAAAGCGAUUAAAUGUUUGAUUGAAAAGAUGCAAUCAGUGGAGAGCAGCAAUUCAAACACACCUAAAACAUCAGAAACAAAAGCAGCAAAGACCCUCGGACUGGUGGUGGGCGUCUUUAUGGUCUGCUGGUUACCUCUCACUUUGUUUGAUUUUUGUGUCUAUGAUACUUCAGCUCUCUUGGAUGAAAUAAGGAACUUCUUAGUUCUGGUCAGUGAGGUGACCUUUGGAAUUAAUCCAAUUAUUUAUGCUUUUUUUUAUCCCUGGUUCAGAAAAGCACUUAAAAUAACACUGAGUUUUAAAAUAUUUAGCCCUUCUUCUUCAGUGAUUAAUUUAUUGUAAGUUUUAAAUCUUGAUGACAGUGCACAGUAACAUUCAGUGCUGACAAUGUGCGUGUAUUUUUUUCUUAAAUUAUUUAUUCUUUGUUUUAAUAAUCAGAACUGAGCAGCUUCUUCAAAUUCUAGAAGUGUCAUCCAUUUUCUUAUCGACUCCUGUAUGCCAGUUUUAUGUUUGGUUGUUGGUGUGGCGUCAGGGCAGGAGCUCAUCAAAGAUGGGAUGUCACUGUUGGCCAGUCCAAGAGUCACUUGUGUGCUUACCUGCUGUCACUGCCACUGUCCACUAAAGUGACGUUCAAAUAAGUGAUGUGGGGGACAAAACCUAAAGAUGUCAAAACAGAAAAAAACUCAAAUCCUCAAAGACUUAGCGAUGACACCCUGAGUGCAGGUCCUUCGACAUGUGACGUUGUGACAAAAGUCAUUCCAGCCAGGCAUACACUACUGUAUGUCACAAAAUGUACAGACAAUGCAUAGAUUAAUAAAACAGUAAACUGUGAGACGUAAAGAGAAAUAUCAGUGAGUGAGCAGUGAGCAGCCUGUGUGACAGCAGACAAGUGUACUCCAUAGCUGGCCAGAUGUAUUUGAAGAUGAUGAUAUCAGUAAACGU